CUAUAAAAUGAAACUAAAGUCAUACACUUGGUUUACCUUAUUUAUAUACGUGAAAAGAGAAAUAACUGUCCAAAGUUCGCAUCCUGAUUUAUGACCCUAACAAGUUUCAUUGACUUAACACAAACAAUUGAAAGCAAUUGAAGUUAAACGGAUACGCUGUUUGUAGUACUAGUUCAUACAGUUGCAAAUUUUGUGUGUGGUUUUUGUGCUCUCCGCCCCAAGAGGUGUUAGUGGGGGUUCGAGCGGGAUACAGAGGGCGCCCCGAUUCCAGAGGCGCCCCUGCUUCUUUUAAGUGCCCGGUGUAGAGCACCGAUACACUGCACCCCCGUUUAACGUCCCUCGCGGAGGACUAAUGCGCGUGCUGAUAUCGGGUGCCUGUUCACGAGUUGCCUAUCAAUUACUUCCGCUGUUGGCAGCCGGAGAUGUGUUUCAACAUCAGGGAGUUCACUUGGUAUUGUGUGACACGAGUGAUAGAGAAGAUGAACUGAUGGGCGUGGCUACGGAACUUCGAGACUGCGCCCUACCCAGCCUGAUUGGCGUCUCCACCACUGCCGACUUCUGCGCUGCCUGCAAAGUUGCUGACGUUAUCCUCGUCUUACCGUAUGUUGAAUGCUUUGAUAACCCUGGCAAUCGUCAGUUAGAUAUCUUCUGGAGUAGAUUGUCACAUGUUGACUUUCCAGCCCUGGACGGGGCGUUGCAUCCGGUCACUAACAGACAGACAAUGAGAUCCGUUAAUGCACGUGGUCCACUGUCGGCUGCACUUGCCAUCGCUGAUAGCAUGAGACGCGUGCACGCAGAGGCGCUCCAGAACGACAUUCAAAUGACCUUAGACCCACGGGAGGAGUCUGAGUUUUGCUCUUUAUCUGUAUCCUUAGUGUCGAGCACUUAUCCAGACAUAUGUGAAAACCACUUGUCCGUUACCCGCACAACAGAAUUCUACCAGAAGACCGAUACCUUGGUACUGAUAGCGAGCGUAAAUAGGGAAUUAAUGGACUGUGUUUCAGAAAAGGCAGCUAGGCCUAAAGAAGUUGACACGACGUCAUCACUGUAUUCCAGACUGUGACACAUUGUGUUUGUUCGUAAUACCAUGAUUUUGGUGCUUACCUGCUUUACAAAUUGAAUAAUCAAUUAACUAAUGGCUGUAUUGCUUCUCUGGUAAAAACAAUUAAUAAACUUUAUAAUUCAAAUUGUUUAUAUAUGGCUGUAUUGCUUCUCUGGUAAAAACAAUUAAUAAACUAUAUAAUUUAAAUUGUUUAACCACGUCAACCAGACCUCGGGUCUCCUUCAAAACGAUCAGAACGAUCACUGACCUGAAGUGGAUGAUAAUGUGGGUGGAAAAUGGAAAAGUGCAUCAGGUGAAAGACAAACCAGAAUAUGCCGGACAAACAAGUUUUGCCAUUUGCGAUUAUGAGGCUACUUCUUUUGAGUGGCAAUUAAGCCCAUCAAAAGUCUCUUAAUAUGCAAUAAACAUCUUAUUCACUAGACUUAAAAAAACAACACUAUUGGUAUUUCACACUUUAAUAUAGAUAAUCGUGACAUAAAUAUUUCUAAUCUAUUUGCAACAUAUCUUUCUUUUUUCAUUUUGUUCCAUUUUGUCAAAUAUAAUUGAAUUAAAAAAUUAUCAUGAACAAUCAUCAUUGAAUAACAAAUAAACGUGUGGGGUGGCAUUUUUCCAAUAUGACGAUAUUCUAAACGCAAAAAUACCCCAUUGUUGGAUAGUCCUUUUUCUUUAAAAAGUAAAAAAAAAACACAUGUGAUUAAAAUUCGUUCUAACCCCUUGUUAAUGCUCUAAAUCACUGACUGAGCCAGUAAAUCAGAGA
This is a messenger RNA of Dreissena polymorpha, 1820 nucleotides long. RefSeq lists its product as uncharacterized. Gene Ontology annotation, biological process: oxaloacetate metabolic process; malate metabolic process; tricarboxylic acid cycle. Gene Ontology annotation, molecular function: L-malate dehydrogenase (NAD+) activity. Bases 353 to 1063 code for a protein of 236 amino acids. The transcript has 7 exons. NCBI's taxonomy places the organism in Eukaryota, Metazoa, Mollusca, Bivalvia, Myida, Dreissenidae. The record is from RefSeq and is a predicted model, not a curated record.